CCAUAAUGUAUGAGGAUGGUGAAACAAUUAUGUCUCUGACAAAUGUUUCGAGAAAUUUUCAUGGAAGUAAUUUUACUUGUAUAGCACAGAACUUCUGGAGUAAAGACGUCGCAUCGGCACAGCUCAGCGUUUCAACUGAACCAGUUGUAAUAUCAUUAGACAGUUCUCAUGUUCCCCAUAUCACCGACUACAAAUGUAACUAUCAGCUGUGAAGUAGAAGGACGCCCUACACCAGACAUUCAAUGGUUUUACAGAGUAAACACAAAUGCAAAAAGUACUUCACUUAAAUCAAAUGAUUUCGUCGACUUUAGUCGUAAUAUAGAUUCGGGGACUGUAAACCUUUUUUCAAUUAAAGAAAGAGACGAAGGCUAUUAUAGCUGUCGUGCCAAAAACUCAGUCGGUUCGUCUUCGCGAGAGAUUUUCAUUGAAGUUUUGGAUCCGCCUGACCAAAUCACAAAUUUUCACUUGCAAACUUUAUCAAGCACGUCCAUUCGAGUCCAGUGGAUGUCAGAAGAUUUUGUAUCAAAAGGAAUUAAAUCGUUUGAGAUAACCUACGGUACCAACCUCGACCUGAUCGCCAAUACAACAACAUUAAACCUUCAAGCUACCAAGGGUACCAACGAAGCAAUCAUAAACGGAUUGAAACCGGAUACAAGCUACAUUAUUCAAGUCACUGCUGUGAAUGAUGCAGGAGCAGGCGAUCGAUCUUUCAAACAAGUUGCAAUCACCUACCCGGGAAUUCCUUCUGAACCAACUUCAAUACGCAUUGAUAACGUAACAUCAUCUUCCUUCACUGUUGAGUGGAAAGAACCAGAGGAAACCAACGGAGAAGUGGUUGAAUAUGAAUUGGAAUACAGAAAGAUUUCACCCGGAAAGUAUUUUCCUCAAACUGUGAUAAAUAUUCGUUCCUCAAAUGCUACUGUGCCGUCGCAUUCAAUUUUUGAUCUGGUUCCGCAAUCAACUUAUAUAGUGUCUUUGAAAGCAGGAACUCUUGGUCACAAUGGUACUAUUUUAUGGGGAGAAAAAUCUCCUCAUGUAUCGGUGAAAACGCACGAAGCAGCUCCAUCAAGCCCACCGGCCAACAUUGAAGCAAUAACAAAAUCACAAACAUCUAUAUUGAUUCGUUGGUCCGAAAUUCCAGAAGAAAGCCAACACGGAGAAGUUAUUGAGUACAGAAUAAAAUAUGUGGAUGAUUUGUUGAAUACAUCACAUGAAAUUUCUGUCAAUGGAACGUAUAAAUCACAUCUUUUGAAAAAUCUGUCGCCUUGGUGUAAUUAUUCAAUAAAUGUUCUUGGUGUAACUUCAGCAGGAAACGGUCCGUGGUCGAAUACAAUUAUUAUGGAGACUUUUAUGUCAGAACCGACGUCUGUGGUCACUGGAUUCACAGUUAAUGCUGUUUCGAAUGAAUCAGUUUUAUUUACGUGGCAUUUACUGAACAAGAGUCAGGAGAACGGGCCUGGUAUUUAUUACAGGGUAAAAUUAUGGGAAACGGCCGACGAAAAUGCGGAGCAAGAACACGAAAGCAAAGAGAACAUGCUAAUUGUUCAAAACUUACGUUCAUGGACGUCCUACACAGCAAAAAUAAGAGCACAAAAUGAUGUUAAUGGAACGGGUGCUUGGUCACAUGAAAUAUAUUUUAAAACCAAUGAAUCAGUAUCUGGACCCUGCGUUAAUCUGCACUCCUUCGAUAAUACUUGGGAAUCAAUCUCGAUAAAAUGGCGUCCACCUGCACAUGUUAACGGGCGAUUACAAGGAUACGUCGUGCAACAUCACACUAUAUAUUGUGGACAGCCAGGCUAUGUAGUCGACAUAAACACGUACACGUGUGUAGAAACUACAACUCAGUCUGCAACUCAUUCUGAAACGAAAAUGCCGAAUCUGACUAAUUUAUUGGAUUAUGAAGAAAAGUUAAAACCUGUCGACUUCAUUGAUAUGAAUAGAAGCGAAAGGAAAAUUGAAAAUGUAGGAAAUAAUUUUAUGAACAUGAUUUCCACGGCGCCAUAUUUAGUCCCUUCAAUCGACGACUGAGGAUUCUGCAAAACAAGUAAUCGAAGGACCAGUUACAGAAGCGCUUCUUUGUUGAAUAAUGAAUCGGAAGUGACGUAUAAUAUCUCGUCUCUUGAAUCGUCUACUUUAUAUACAAUUAUCGUUCGAGCAAAAAUAAAGCAGGUUUGGGAAUUCCCUCAAAAAUUAACGCAAAAACAGUUUCAGCACCCACCACAACACCAAGUUCAACAACUACUAAUGAAGCUACUACGGUAGAAGAUAUUGCAACAACAACUACGCUAUAUCGACAAACAAAAGCAAGUUUGACGAAGUCUGCACUGAUAGCUGGAAGUACAGGGGGAGCAUUAUUUAU
Messenger RNA from Styela clava, 2359 nucleotides. The record is from RefSeq and is a predicted model, not a curated record. Lineage: Eukaryota; Metazoa; Chordata; Ascidiacea; Stolidobranchia; Styelidae.